AUGGCUGCUCAGGACCAGCGGCCUAGCACGGCAGCGUCAGCAGCGACGUCCCUAACGCACGUUCAUGACCUUCACGACGUUGGCCCAAUUCCACAAGAUUUGACACAGGGUGAGGGAGAGUCCGCCGUACCCGAAGACAAGAAAGAAGAGGCUCUCGAAAAUGUCGAAGAUGACUGGCAACACGAUCCCAUCAACCCUCGGAAUUGGUCAAGCAAGAAGAAAUGGUUGAUGGUAUUCUUGGUAUCAUUCUACACAUUCGUAUCCCCUUUGGCCAGUUCCGUGAUGGCACCUGGUCUGCCAAAGAUCGCGAUCCACUAUGGUAUCACAAAUGAGACAAUAGUUGCAAUGACCCUCAGUGUAUUUCUGAUCUCGUUCGCGCUGGGGCCGUUGCUUCUAGCACCUCUUUCUGAGAUGUACGGGCGGACAUGGGUCCUCCACAUCAGUAAUCUUGUAUUCCUCGGUCUCAAUCUGGGAUGCGCCUUCAGUCCCACUACGAAUUCUCUGAUCGCCUUCCGUUUCCUUUCAGGAUUCGCUGGUGCUGCACCCAUUGCAUGUGGUGGAGGUUCUAUAAGCGAUAUGUACUCCGAGCGAGAACGUGCGUCCGCUAUGGCCGUUUACAACAUGGGACCCCUCAUUGGCCCCGUUAUAGGCCCAAUCAUCGGUGGAUACGUUGCCGAAACGAUAGGGUUUCGUUAUGUAUUCAUAAUCGUCGCCUGUCUUUGCGCGUUUGUCGCUGCGCUGGCUAUACCGCUCUUACAAGAGACGUAUGCCCCCGUCAUACGACUCCGCCUAGCCAAAAAGGCUGGAGAUCCCGAGAAAGCUGCUAAACAGCACCCACACCUCCUUCAAGAACACCGGAGCAAACUGCACGUCCUCUGGCUCAACGUUAGCCGGCCGUUUAUCCUUCUCGGCACCAGCUUCAUUUGCUUCAUACUCAGUGCUUACAUGGCUUUGAUGUACGGAAUAUACUACCUCAUGUUUUCCACGUUCCCAGAAUUGUUUACCGAUGUUUAUCACUUCAAUCUGGGGUCCACCGGGUUGGCAUACAUUGGCCUCGGUGUCGGCUUCCUCCUUUCGACAAUCCUGGGUGCACGGUGGUCUGAUCCUAUAUACGGCUGGUUCUGCGCUCGAAAUGGCGGAGUACAAAAGCCUGAGUACCGGAUACCUGCCCUUAUAUUCGGCUCUCUUUGGGUCCCGAUCGGCCUCUUUUGGUACGGGUGGUCCGCUCAAGCCAGACUUCACUGGAUGAUGCCUAUCGUAGGCACGGGCAUAUUCGGCUUUGGACUGAUGGCAACAUUCCUCCCCAUACAACUGUAUCUUGUAGAUGCUUUUACUUAUGCGGCUAGCGCCAUCGCAGCGGCUUCGGUAUUCAGGUCCAUGCUAGGGUUCGCAUUUCCUCUUUUCGGUUCGCAGAUGUACGCAGCUCUUGGCGUCGGCGGCGGCAACUCUUUGUUGGCAGGGCUUGCGAUUAUCCUGGGUAUCCCAGCGCCUAUAUUCAUUUACUUCUAUGGAGAGAAAAUUCGGGCUAGAAGUUCCUUGACUCGUUGAAGUCGUGACAACUCAUGCUUAUUAUUGUCGAUCUCAUAGGAGCACGUUAUUAUUAUCGACAUGAUAGAAAUACACCAGAAUUCUUCGAGGAUGUAUCCUGUCAUUUAUUGUACUUAGGCGCAAAGCGCAUUCUUGCAUCUGCAGAGCUUCCCAUGGUUCAGUGAAGUCAGACAUGCCAAUCGCAUAUACAAGUGCUUGAUAAUGCAAGGUAUAACAUGCCGAGAGGUUAUGGAUAGAACUAUCAGUACGCGCUGCGAGCCAACCCGAAGCUCCGUGAUUUAGCUCCACCCAGCCCCGUCGCUAAAUUCGUUCCAGAAUCCUUGAUCCUUUGCUCAACUUCGCCCACUUUCGUCUCCAGCUCCCGUACCGAGCCGUCGAUCCAUUGAAGGCUUUCCAAAUGACUACUCAAGAUUUCCACGAUUUGGGUCAUGGGAUCUUCACCCUCUUGUUUCGUUGGUUUUCCAUCUGGCGUAGUGUCUGACAAGGCAUUUACGGCCUCUAUCAUUUGCGUCAAGGAACUAGAGAGAUCGUCCAGGUGGGUGUGUAGCUCGGUUGCGAGCACGUAGUUCUUGUCCCGCUCAGAGUCCGCCGGGCCUGUAUCUAAGACCCGCAAGCUACCGUUGUCGCCGCCGAGAAUAUCUUCCGUGGCCUUCUCAUACGAGUCUAGAGCCGCAGACAAGUCCUUCUGCUGCUGCUCUAUAUGGUCGAGCGCUUGAUCAAUAUUUGUCUGCUCACGCUCAGCGGCAAGAACAUGCGAGAAUAGUGCGGCAAGGCUAUUGCCAUUGUCGAUCAAUGCACGAUCCCAGGCAGCUACCUCGCCAGCGAACUUGUGGAAUUCGCGUACAUGACCUUCAAGUUCCGAGGACCACCGGUUAACGAUCUCUUCUAUCGUCUUCCCUCGAAGCAUGGAAGGUGGAGGGACGGCGAUGGAUGUAGAGUUAGAGGUAGAAGGAGGACCCAAGGCACUAGUGGUAAGCGCUGGCACAUCUUUCUUUUCGCCAUCCUUAUUGGCAGGGGAUGUACCGGAACCGAGUUCCUUUUUCUCGCCGGAGGUGUCCUUUGCAGCAGUGCCGAAGAUGUUAAUUGACGAGCCAGCUGCAGGCGCAUCCUUUUUCUCUUCCGGCUUGUCCUUACUAGCUGCAGGAGUUCCGAAGAGUCCACCCGAUGAGGUGGCAGGGGUAUCGCUCUUUCCCGACGUAGUAUCUUUACUACCAAGUCCGGAAAACAGGGAAGGGGCCGCUGUCGUACUGGAUGUGGUUGUGGUGGUGCCAGUUGCAGGAGUAUCG
This is a messenger RNA of Gloeophyllum trabeum ATCC 11539, 2834 nucleotides long. Its product is annotated as MFS general substrate transporter. Gene Ontology annotation, biological process: transmembrane transport. NCBI's taxonomy places the organism in Eukaryota, Fungi, Basidiomycota, Agaricomycetes, Gloeophyllales, Gloeophyllaceae. The record is from RefSeq and is a predicted model, not a curated record. Gene Ontology annotation, molecular function: transmembrane transporter activity. The transcript is spliced from 18 exons. Bases 1 to 1548 code for a protein of 515 amino acids.